AUGUCCGAUAGCAAUGGCGCUAUUGAAGAGAUCCAAAGCGGCCUUGACUCACCUCCGUCUUCGCAAUCCUCAAUGGCUGAAUACGCCACCUUUGUCAAAAUGAAGACGGGCAUGAGCAGGAAGCUGCAAUACCAGCCGACCAAACAAUACCGCCUGCACAACAGCAUGCUCGCUGGAGUCGGAUUUCUUGAACUGGCCAACGUGGGAGACUUCGCGGCGAACGUGUGGAACGAGAUUCCCAUCCCCAUCUACGCCGCGGUGCUGAUGGGGGUGGGUGGUACGCUGGCCCUCGCCAUUUCGGUCUUUGCCGUUCGCGAUGCGAUCCUCAGUUCGAGGAAUAUCGCGCUCCUCCGAAAAGAACGGUAUCAUCUCAGAACACAAAGAGAGGCUCUGGCAGCGGGUGUGGAGAUUACAUCUACAUGUGCGCGAGGCAUCGAGAUGCAGCUCGACGUCAACUUCCGGGAACUGGGCACGGAGCUGGUAGAUCGUUUCGGGAUGGAUAUCACUAUGGGAUUUGGGGCCGUCAUGGUGGGCGUUGGCACGUUGAUGGCGCUGGGCGGCGAGAACCCACUCGUCUUUCACGCGAGCAACCUCCUGUCGGGAUAUAUUGGGAACUCACCGGCGGCGCUGUAUGGUCUGUUGAAUGGGAUUUGGUCGUUCUACGUGUUGAGGAGAGCCAUGCGACAUGGCGCGGCGGCGGCGAAGGAAGUGCCCGAGGAGGGGGUUCUCGUUGUCGUGAAGCGCCGGCUGCGUCGAGUCCGGACGCACGCGGUGAUCAACGGCCUCACAGGUAUCGUGGCCGGGGCGGCGUCAAUGGUCACCGCGACCUACUGGUACGGCUACCCCGUGUUAGUCCCGUGUAUCCUCUCCGCCAUUUUCUGCAACUACAUCUGGAGAACUCGAAUUGGUUACGACCGUCCCUUGACGAUAAAGGGCCCCGAUCUCGACAAGGCCUCUCUGCUCGAGGAUCUCACCCAUGCGAUCUCUCUUCAACAGGUGCUCGCCGAAGGCCCCGCCCAACCCCUCGCACGCCUGGUCCCUUCGCCCAAGUCUAUCACCUCCGUCGUCGACUUUAUCCAAAGCAACGAUCUCUUCGAGGACUUCUGCCAUCGGCUCUUGCAGGACGAAUCGUUUGCGCGCGCUGUGCUGGGCCCUCCCGCGAACGAGAACGAGAACGAGGAGUUGAUCCUCGAACCAUCCCGUCUGCUCGCAGACAAGACGCACUUCCCACGCUUGACUGAGAUUGCAGAGACGACGGUGCGGGAGAUGGGCCUGACGCGGUUCAAGUAUUCGGAACGGUAUCUCGUGGAGGCUCUGGGGUGCUACUUGUGCUGUUCCAAGGAGGCCACGCCGGCGACGUCGCAGGAAGCGUUGAUAUCGGCGAGGGAGGAGAAGUAG
Venustampulla echinocandica is the source of this 1398-nucleotide messenger RNA. RefSeq lists its product as uncharacterized. Lineage: Eukaryota; Fungi; Ascomycota; Leotiomycetes; Helotiales; Pleuroascaceae. Bases 1 to 1398 code for a protein of 465 amino acids. The record is from RefSeq and is a predicted model, not a curated record. The transcript has a single exon.